CCCGCCCGCUGGCGCCGGCACCGGCUGCGUCCUCCGCGUCACCGGCUCCCCGCGGUGACCACAACAUGGCUGCGGCGCCGGGGCUGCCCUUGUGGCUGCUUCUGCUUGGGAUGCCCUGGCGGGUACCGGGCCAUCCGGAGCCUGACAUGGACCGGCGCUUCUCGGAACACAAACUCUGCGGCGACGCCGAUUGCAGCAUGUUAAUGCACCGGGGUGAGGCUCUACAAGAUUUCACAGGCCCGGACUGUCGUUUUGUGAAUUUUAAAAAAGGCGACAAUGUCUAUGUCUACUACAAACUGGCAGGGAAAUCACCUGAAGUUUGGGCUGGAAGUGUUGGACGUAUUUUUGGAUAUUUUCCAAAGGCUUUAAUCAAGGUAGCCCAUACAUACACUAAACAAGAGCUACAAGUUCCAGCAGAUGAGACAGAUUUUGUUUGCUUCGAUGGGGGAAGAGAUGAUUUUGAUAACUAUAAUUUAGAAGAACUUCUAGGAUUUUUGGCAUCAAACAAUUUUGCAAACGGAGAUUCUAAGAAAACUAUAGAAAAAACAUCUCAGCAUGUGGAAAAACCUCCUGGAGUAUCUGAGGAAAGGGACCCUGCGCCUGACUCGGACCAGGCCACCGCGGAGGGGAGACACAGCAGUUUCCCGGGAAACGCUGAGGCGCAGGAGGAGAGCUAUGGGGCUCAGGAGACCCGCCCCCAUGCAAGUGGUCACACGGAUCACUCGCAGGGGGAGCAGCCUUCGCUUGAAUCAUUUGAAGAACUGCUUCAAGAUAAAUUAAAAGUGCAGGACAGUGAAAACAACAAAACCAGCAAUACUUCUCACAUCUCAAAUGACCAGGAGAAAGUGGAUGCUUAUAAACUUUUGAAAAAAGAAAUGACUCUGGACUUGAAAACCAAAUUUGGCUCAACUGCCGAUGCACUUGUGUCUGAUGAUGAGACAACCAGACUUGUUACUUCAUUAGAAGACGAUUUUGAUGAGGACUUAGAUGCUGAGUAUUAUGUAAUUGGGAAGGAAGAAGAGGAAGAGGAUCAGGAAAACUUUGAUGAGAUACCUUUACUAACCUAUACAGAUGAAGAAGACUCGAAAAUGCCGGCAACAUCUGAGGUUGGGAAAUACUCAACUGACAAAGAGCAGAAUUCAAGUGAAGAGGACAAAGUGGAGGUAACUCAGCCCCUGCACAUCAAAAAUGAUGGAGAAGAUCCAACAGCCUGGGAGGACACUGCCGUCUCCACUGUCACAGAAGGCGAGGAACAAACAGGUAUGGAUUUUGAGAGUUACAAUUCAGAAGAAGAACAGGAAGGCGAUGAUGGAUUAGUUCCAGACAGCAAAUGGGGGAAACCACAAUUACCAACAGAUUAUACGGACUCUAAAAAGGCAGAAGGUGGUCUUCCUGUUGUAGAAGUUCUUAAAACCAAUAAUGAGAGAGACCCAGAAAUGGACCCAGAGCUUCACGAUAAAGGAAGCGGGAGGACAGCUGAGGAAUCUGAGAGGAACCUGGUGCAGGCUAAGAAAGGGUUAGAGGAUGAGAAGAAAGAAGACAGGACUCUGCACAGCCCGACUCAGAGCAGCAACCUGAACUUGUUGGUAGCAACUGAAAAGGGCAAAGAAACAUUAAAAUCGGUCUUUGGUAACAAAGAACAGGAUCCUAAAAGAGCAGCUGUUCCUAUCCCGAAAGGAAUGGUCCAGGAGGAGGAGCCUGGAGAGCCGAUUUUGGAAGGUGACUCAGAGAGUGGAUGGGAGCAUAAGGCUGCAGGGAAUCAGGUGAAGGAUGAAAACAUUAAACAGGAAGCCAGGGAUGGCGCUCUGCUCUUGGGAGAGGAUCAGCAUAAUGCAUCUAAAGACGGAAUGGAGGAGGAAGUAGAUAUUUUAGUAAACGGAUCAAAACCACACACAGCUUCAGUGGAGCAUCUAAGUGAGGAAUUUAAAGAGGAACAGCUUCUUAAGACUCAAAAUCAACCCCGGUUCUCCUCUCCUGAUGAAAUUGGUUUGUCAACAGGGCUGGAAGACGAGGGUCCCGUUCUGGGGAGAAAUCUGUCCUGGCAACAAGAACAAGAUGUGGCUGCUGUAGUGAGCCCGCCCGUGAACGAGAAGACGAGGCUGUCCUCAGAAGAGGUCACAGGAGACGCUGUGGGCAGGGAGUCUGUCCGUCCGAAGCCGGACACUCCAGGAGCAGAAACAGUGGGCCAGCCGGGCAGCGCAGAAGGGCCAGGUCCCCGCACCGAGAAACCAGAGGCAGACGAUGCUGACGACGCCCCCGAGGAACUACUGGAGGACGAAAAUGCCGCAAGUGCACAGCAGUCCAGAGGGAACAGCCCUGAGAGGCAGGACAGGCAGUUUGAGGUUCCUCCUCAAGUCCCCGAAAGAGGGGUUUUAGGUGCCGUGAAUACUGAAGCAGAAACGGAAGCCAACAAAGAAGCAGCUAGGAAUAUUUGGGAAACUGAUAGGAAAAAUGAGACUGUGGGCAAAGAGGUAGGCACGCCAGGCAAGGAACCUGGUGGUCUGGGGGCAGUAAAGGAAGGAAGCCCUGCUGCAGAUAAGGAAGCACAGAGACCACCUGAAGGGAGCGACUUCCCUGGUGAGAAAACGCACCAGACUCCGGAGCCAGAAGUGUUUCAGAAUAGCGCUUCCGCUUCUGCUACCGAGGGCAACCCCGAGGACCCCCUGAAGACCUCGGGGCUGGCGGAGACGCCGGGGGUGGGACUCUCACAAGAGGACCGGGAGGACGGAGAGAAGCUCACGGACACACAGAGCCGGGGGGCCGCCCCUGAGGAGCGUGACGGCCAUGCGUCCCACCAGGCUGCAGGCACAGAGGCGGAGCCGGAGCACAGCAGCCACUUCGCCCACUUGCCCUUCAUAAGCAGCUUCUUUAAGGAGCAGCAGUCGUUGCAGCGGUUCCAGAAGUACUUUGAUGCCCACGAGCUGGAGGCCAUGUUCCAAGAAAUGUCGUCAGCGCUGAAGUCCGCGCAGCAGGAGAGCCCGCCCUACAGCGUGGAAAAAGCCCUGGACAAGGUCUUCCGCACGUCGGAGUCACGGAUUCUGAGUGCGGCGGAGGAAAUGCUGGACGCUCGCGUGACCGAGCUCCGGGCUGCGGGAAUGGAGGAAGACGUAUUUGAGGAGGCCGCAGUGCUGGAUGAUGUGCAAGACCUGAUCUAUUCCGUCAGGUACAGACACUCCACGGGGCGGAGCGCGGGACCGCUGGCAGUGGCGCCGCCUGCAGAGCAAGGCUGGGAUGGACCCGCGGAAGAGGUACAGCCACCCCUGGAAGAUGAUCCCUCCCAAGAGAACAUAGAAGAUCUUGAAAUGCAGAUUCCUGAAGAGCCCGGCCACCUGGAUCAGCCCGUGACGAGUAACAUGGGUACCUCAGAAGCGUCACAGGAGCCGAAUACUGAGAAGGAUGUCCACCCAGGGCUGUUUGUGACGGAGAGCACUGAUGACAACGACGUUGACGAAGAGGAGGAACUGGAACCGUCUGAUGAAGAGCCCGUGGAAAACGCACUUCUCUUCCUGCAGUCGCUCGUGUCCUACGUAACCAGGACGCUACUUUCCACAUUGCCUGGUGAUGGGCAGUCUGCACCUGACUUCUAUGGGCUGCCAUGGAAACCGGUCCUUAUCACUGCCUUCUUGGGAAUCGUUUCAUUUGUCAUUUUCUUCUGGAGAACCAUCCUUGCUGUGAAGAGUCACGUGUACCAAGUCACUGAACAGCAAAUUUCUGAGAAGUUAAAGAAUCUCAAGAAAGAAAAUGCAGACCUUGUACAAAAAUUAUCGAAUUAUGAACAGAAGAUCAAGGAAUCAAAGAAAUAUGUCCAAGAAACCAAGAAGCAAAAUAUGAUUCUCUCUGAUGAAGCAAUUAAAUAUAAGGAUAAAAUCAAGGAACUUGAAGAAGCUAAGGAAAGUCUGAAUGAUAAAGCUAAAAAUCUGCGUCUUAUGUUAGAAUCUGAGAGAGAGCAGAAUGCCAAGAACGAGGACCUGAUACUGGAGAACAAGCGAUCUCUGGACAAGUUAAAGGACGUCAUUGCCAUGAAUGCCUCAGAACUUUCCGAGGUUCAAAUCGCCCUGAAUGAAGCUAAACUUAGUGAAGAGAAAGUGAAGUCUGAAUGCCAUCGGGUUCAAGAAGAAAAUGCUAAGCUGAAGAAGAAGAAAGACCAGUUGCAGCAGGAGAUCAAAGACGUGAAAAAAGCAUACACUGAGCUCAAUGAGCAAAUCAAAUCAUUUGAGAAGUCUCAGAAAGAUUUGGAAGUAGUGCUCACUCAAAAAGAGGAUAACAUCCAUGCUUUGAGUAAUUGCAUCACACAGUUGAAUUGGUUAGACUGUGAAUCUGAAUCUGAGCGUCAAAAUAAAACAGGAAAUGAGUCGGAUGAAUUAGCAAAUGGGGAAGUGGGAGGAGACCGAAGCGAGAAGAUGAAAAGUCAAAUUAAGCAGAUGAUGGACGUGUCUCGGACACAAACAGAAAUAUCCGUCCUUGAAGAGGAUCUGAAACUUUUACAGUUGAAGCUGAGAGCCUCGAUAUCCUCAAAAUGCAACCUGGAAGACCGAGUGAAGAAGCUAGAAGACGACCGCAGCUCACUGCAGUCCGCCAAAGCUGGCCUGGAAGACGAGAACAAGACCCUGAAGCAGAAGGUGGAGAUUCUGAACGAGCUCUAUCAGCAGAAGGAGAUGGCUUUGCAAAAGAAGCUGAGUCAGGAGGAGUUCGAGCGGCGCGAAAGGGAGCAGCGGCUCUCGGCUGCGGAUGAAAAGGCGGUUUCCGCGGCCGAAGAAAUAAAGACCUACAAGUGGAGGAUCGAGGAGCUGGAGAACGAGCUGCAGAAAACCGAGCGCUCCUUCAAGGACCAGCUUGCUGCUAAUGAGAAGAAAGCUCACGAUAACUGGCUGAAAGCCCGUGCUGCAGAAAGAGCCAUGGCUGAAGAGAGGCGGGAAGCAGCCAACUUGAGACACAAAUUAUUAGAAUUAAACCAAAAGGUGGCAAUGCUGCAACGAGAACCUGUGAUUGUCAAACCGAUGCCCGGAAGACCCAGCGCUCAGAACCCGCCACGGAGAGGUCCCCUGAGCCAGAACGGCUCCUUCGGCCCGUCGCCCGUGAGUGGGGGCGAGUGCUCCCCUCCGCUGAGAGACCCGCCCGCCAGACCGCUGUCUGCUACGCUCAGUCGGAGAGACGUGCCCCGAGGUGAAUUUGAUCCAGGGUCCGGGGCAGCUGCCAUGGUGAACAGCAGCCCAAGAAGUGCUUCCCCUGCCAGGGGGAUGGAUGAGGGCAAGCACACUGUUCCCCAAGAGUCGGAAGGCUCCAGCAUUACGCCUUCGGCUGAACAUCCAGUAGCAGUGAACAUGGCUGCAGAAGGGCCCCCUCCUUUCCCGGGGGCGCCCCUCAUGAGCCCCCCCAUGGGAGGCCCUGUGCCACCACCCAUUCGAUACGGACCGCCACCUCAACUCUGCGGGCCUUUUGGGCCUCGGCCCUUUCCUCCACCGUUUGGUCCUGGCAUGCGGCCGCCUCUAGGCCUAAGAGAGUACGCACCGGGCGUUCCGCCUGGAAAACGGGAUGUGCCCUUCGACCCCCGCGGGUUUGUGCCAGGACACCCUCACUUCAGGCCGGCAACCUCUCCUGGCCCUCGAGAGUACUUCAUCCCUGGCCCCCGACCACCACCACCCCCAACCCACGGCCCCCAGGAUUAUCCUCCACCUGCUGCAAGAGACUUACUGCCUUCUGGCUCCAGGGAAGAACCCCCACCCGCCGCGCAGGGCAGUGGCCAGGACACCUCCCAGGCCUUGAAACAGAGCCCGUAGCCCACCCCCCGACUUCCGGUCUGAGAGCAGGUGGACUGCACUAUUCAUUACAGUCUUCAGAAUCCAAAAAUUUAAAUAAAGCUAGUUUUUAGAAUUAAGCUGCCCUGGCAGUCUGCAUUUUUGAGCCAAACAAUUAAAAAAUGUCCCCCCCAAAUAAAAAUCAAUCACCCUGUAAGCUACAGCCCCCCCUUCCAACUUUGAAAUGUGCAAUAAAUACCUGUGUUUUAGUUAAUGUAGUGUAUGUAACUGUUAAAUGAUUUAGUCUGUCUUGGAAAAUACGAACAUUUCCUGUGGAAAUGCUAUAAGAACACGUAUUUCCAUUUAUUACCGUUUUUAGUGUGUGCCAGCCGAAUGCAGAGCAACUGUGUUUAUAAGCCUGAUUUUUUAAAGUGUCUGUCUGGUCGCAAGGACUGUUACACUGAAAAUGUUUACUAAGAGAUCACUGAACUUUAUCUCCCCCCCCACCACCCCGCUGAAGUUCUUUGUAGUAAAAGUUCAUUAAAAUUUGGUUAUCAAUGUUU
This is a messenger RNA of Artibeus jamaicensis (Jamaican fruit-eating bat), 6298 nucleotides long. RefSeq names its product MIA SH3 domain ER export factor 3 (gene MIA3). The coding region runs from base 66 to 5777 and encodes 1903 amino acids. Gene Ontology annotation, biological process: vesicle cargo loading; protein secretion; endoplasmic reticulum to Golgi vesicle-mediated transport. The transcript is spliced from 28 exons. NCBI's taxonomy places the organism in Eukaryota, Metazoa, Chordata, Mammalia, Chiroptera, Phyllostomidae. The record is from RefSeq and is a predicted model, not a curated record. Gene Ontology annotation, cellular component: endoplasmic reticulum exit site; endoplasmic reticulum membrane. Gene Ontology annotation, molecular function: protein binding.